CCUACUUAAACAUAUUUAUAUUAUCUGGAACAAGUCUAAUUUUCUUUUCUAAUGACAGCUUUGAAGAACAUUCUGAAGCUUGUAUAGGAGACAAUAUAUCAAGAAUCUAUUUAUUGAGUUCUUCUAGAACAAAAGCCAGGAGCUCCCUAAUGUAAACACAUUAGUGUUUGUUUUGAGGAGGAAAUCUAUAGACUUUUUUUAAGCAACCAUAAAGCAGACAGCUUAGUUCAAAAAAUCCAUUUCGGAAGAUGUCACUGAACAACUCUUCCAAUGUAUUUCUGGAUUCCGCACCCAGUAAUGCCAAUCGCUUUCAAGUUAAUGUCAUAAAUGAGAGCCAUGAGAGCAGUGUGGCUGCGAAUGACAACACUGACCCUCCACAUUAUGAGGAAACCUCUUUUGGGGAUGAAGGCCAGAACAGAUUCAGAAUCAGCUUUAGACCUGGGAAUCAGGACCGCUAUGACAACUUCCUCCAAACUGGAGAAACUGCUAAAACAGAUGCCAGUUUUCAUGCUUAUGAUUCUCACACAAACACAUACUACCUACAAACCUUUGGCCACAACACCAUGGAUGCUGUUCCCAAGAUCGAGUACUAUCGCAACACUGGCAGCAUCAGUGGGCCCAAGGUCAACCGACCCAGCCUGCUUGAGAUUCACGAGCAACUGGCAAAGAAUGUAUCAGUGGCCCCGGGUUCAGCUGACGUGGUUGCCAACGGGGAUGGGAUGCCUGGUGACGAACAAGCUGAAAACAAGGAAGAAGACCAAGCCGGUGCUGUGAAGUUUGGAUGGGUGAAAGGUGUGCUGGUAAGAUGUAUGCUGAAUAUCUGGGGUGUCAUGCUCUUCAUUCGCCUCUCCUGGAUUGUUGGAGAAGCUGGGAUCGGUCUUGGAGUUCUCAUAAUUCUUCUUUCCACCAUGGUAACUUCUAUUACUGGGUUGUCAACUUCUGCAAUAGCAACUAACGGGUUUGUUCGUGGAGGUGGGGCCUACUACCUUAUUUCCAGAAGCUUAGGGCCCGAGUUUGGUGGGUCUAUAGGCUUGAUCUUUGCUUUUGCCAAUGCAGUGGCUGUUGCUAUGUAUGUGGUGGGAUUUGCUGAGACUGUGGUAGAUCUUCUUAAGGAGAGUGAUUCGAUGAUGGUGGAUCCAACCAAUGACAUCCGGAUAAUAGGCUCCAUCACAGUGGUGAUUCUUUUGGGAAUUUCAGUAGCUGGAAUGGAAUGGGAAGCAAAGGCUCAAGUGAUUCUUCUGAUCAUUCUUCUCAUUGCUAUUGCAAACUUCUUCAUUGGAACUGUCAUUCCCUCCAACAAUGAGAAAAAGUCCAGAGGUUUCUUUAAUUACCAAGCAUCAAUAUUUGCAGAAAACUUUGGGCCAAGCUUCACAAAAGGUGAAGGCUUCUUCUCUGUCUUUGCCAUUUUUUUCCCAGCAGCAACUGGGAUUCUUGCUGGUGCCAAUAUCUCGGGAGAUUUGGAGGAUCCCCAAGAUGCUAUCCCCAGAGGGACCAUGCUGGCCAUCUUCAUCACCACUGUCGCCUACAUAGGAGUUGCUAUUUGUGUCGGGGCCUGUGUGGUCCGAGAUGCCACCGGGAGCGUGAAUGACACCAUCAUUUCUGGGAUGAACUGCAAUGGUUCAGCAGCCUGUGGGUUAGGCUACGACUUCUCAAGAUGUCGACAUGAACCAUGUCAGUAUGGGCUGAUGAACAAUUUCCAGGUCAUGAGCAUGGUGUCAGGGUUUGGCCCUCUCAUCACUGCUGGCAUCUUUUCUGCAACACUCUCCUCAGCCCUGGCCUCCCUCGUCAGCGCACCCAAAGUUUUCCAGGCUCUGUGCAAGGACAACAUCUACAAAGCCCUGCAGUUCUUUGCAAAGGGAUAUGGGAAAAACAAUGAGCCCCUGAGAGGAUACUUUCUCACUUUUGUUAUAGCCAUGGCGUUCAUUCUUAUUGCGGAACUGAAUACCAUUGCUCCCAUCAUCUCCAACUUUUUCCUGGCCUCAUAUGCACUCAUUAAUUUCUCCUGCUUUCAUGCCUCUUAUGCCAAAUCUCCAGGAUGGAGACCUGCAUACGGUAUUUACAACAUGUGGGUAUCUCUUUUUGGAGCUAUUCUGUGCUGUGCAGUCAUGUUUGUCAUCAACUGGUGGGCAGCUGUCAUCACCUAUGUCAUUGAGUUCUUCCUCUAUAUCUAUGUGACUUACAAGAAGCCAGAUGUGAACUGGGGCUCCUCCACGCAGGCUCUUUCCUACGUGAGUGCUUUAGACAAUGCUCUGGAACUAACUACAGUGGAAGACCAUGUGAAAAAUUUCAGGCCUCAGUGCAUUGUCUUAACAGGGGGACCCAUGACAAGACCUGCUCUCUUGGAUAUAACUCAUGCCUUUACCAAGAACAGUGGCCUUUGCAUCUGCUGUGAAGUCUUUGUGGGACCGCGCAAGCUGUGUGUUAAAGAGAUGAACAGCGGCAUGGCAAAAAAGCAGGCCUGGCUUAUAAAAAACAAAAUCAAGGCUUUUUAUGCAGCAGUGGCAGCAUAUUGUUUCAGGGACGGUGUCCGAAGUCUCCUUCAGGCCUCAGGCUUAGGAAGAAUGAAACCAAACACUCUGGUGAUUGGAUAUAAAAAAAACUGGAGGAAGGCUCCCCUGACAGAGAUUGAAAACUACGUGGGAAUCAUACAUGAUGCGUUUGAUUUUGAGAUUGGUGUUGUCAUAGUCAGAAUCAGCCAAGGGUUUGACAUCUCCCAGGUUCUUCAGGUGCAAGAUGAAUUAGAGAAAUUAGAACAGGAGAGACUGGCUUUGGAAGCCACUAUCAAAGAUAAUGAAUGCGAAGAAGAAAGUGGAGGCCUCCGAGGCUUGUUUAAAAAAGCUGGCAAGCUGAACAUUACUAAGCCAACUCCCAAAAAAGACAGCAGCAUUAACACAAUCCAGUCGAUGCAUGUGGGGGAGAUCAACCAGAAACUGGUGGAAGCCAGCACCCAAUUUAAAAAGAAGCAAGGAAAAGGCACAAUUGAUGUUUGGUGGCUGUUUGAUGAUGGAGGGUUAACACUCCUUAUCCCCUAUAUCUUGACUCUCAGAAAAAAAUGGAAAGACUGUAAAUUAAGAAUCUAUGUCGGAGGGAAGAUCAAUCGCAUUGAAGAAGAAAAAAUUACAAUGGCUUCCCUCCUGAGCAAAUUUAGGAUAAAAUUUGCAGACAUCCAUGUCAUUGGUGACAUCAACAUCAAGCCAAACAAAGAAAGCUGGAAAUUCUUUGAAGAAAUGAUUGAACCAUAUCGUCUCCAUGAAAGCUGCAAAGAUUUAACAACUGCUGAGAAAUUAAAGAGAGAAACUCCGUGGAAAAUUACAGAUGCAGAACUGGAAGCAGUCAAGGAAAAGAGUUACCGCCAAGUUCGACUGAACGAACUCUUACAGGAGCACUCAAGAGCUGCUAAUCUCAUAGUCCUGAGCCUUCCAGUGGCAAGAAAAGGAUCUAUAUCAGAUUGGUUGUACAUGGCUUGGCUGGAAAUCCUCACGAAGAACCUCCCUCCUGUCUUACUAGUUAGAGGAAAUCACAAAAAUAUCCUGACGUUUUAUUCUUAAAAGAUAAAGGAUUAGAACACAUUUUACCUUAAUGUAUGAGUAAGUAGGAGACAUGUUCCAGUACUUCAUGUUAUAAAUCUGAUCUGUGGAUAUGCAAACCUCUGGAGACCAAGUAAACUUUGUCAUUUUUUAAAUUAUUACUUAAUAGGAGCUAUUUUUUUUUUUCUAUCAGCUUAAGGGGGUGUCAAAGCCAAUGCUACCCCUAGAAAAACAUCUUGUCAUUGCUGUUGAAAAACAAGAAAAUGAAGCAAACCCAUGCUGGCUUAUGCCCAUGAAAACCACCAACUUAUUGUAAGCUUUCCCAGGCACACCUAAUCUUCUGUGUGCUUCUAGGCCCUGGUAGAGGCUUCAGCCACCAGCAGUUUCUCAUUAAAUGCCUAUUGACAGGCUGGUACAGUAACCAUGGGUGGUUAUCAAAGGAAAAGACCAACUGGGCAGGAAACGUGAUUAUGCUUGGCCUUCUGAGAAGCUUAUACCUACAAAGAAGAUUUGAAAAUCAGUAACCGAAACCUUUAAGGAGUACUUGCUUCUACACAGUGUUUAAAGCAGUUACCUAAAUGAGGUUAUUUAAUAUAACACAGAUCAUAUACUUAGAGUGAUCUGAGCGAUCGCUGAUAACAUAUGGCUUCAAUUUGGGGCUGAUUGAAAAAUAUAUUAGCUGGAUUAGGAGGCAACGUAUAUUCCAAUUAAGUGAAAUAUAUUCCAUCCUUAAUAUAUAAAUUUCAGUUGUUUCCCCUAUUUAGACAUUUCCAGCAUGGUAUUACUUUGCAUAUUUUUUUUCUAAUUAAGUGGGUAGCACAGAUGAAGUCUUCAUAGAUGUUUAAUUGAAAACCAAAUACCACACAUUUUCUAACUGUUAUAAAGAAGUAUAUCCUGAAUCAUAUAUUUAGUUACUUUAUACAGUGAUUGUAUAGAUUUAAAAGAAUAAUUAAAACGUGAAGUGGAGAAACUUGCAAAUUUGGAAUAUACAAGUAUCGAUUUUGUUUCAUUUGUUAGUGUUCCUAUAAUACUUAAUCAUAUUAAAAAACAACCAAAAACUUUUUUCUGAUGGAUGGCUUGCUUAUUUUUUUUCCUGACAUAUUAUGACUGUUUAUUCUAACUGAUAAAAUGUGAGGGGAAAAAAAUCAACCUGAAAUAAAACCACUCAAAUUCGUUUGCUCUGGCCUAGGUCAUGCUUUUACCUUUCAGUCACUAAAAUCACAGUGCAGGGCUUCCCUGGUGGCGCAGUGGUUGAGAAUCUGCCUGCUGAUGCAGGGGACACGGGUUCGAGCCCUGGUCUGGGAGUAUCCCACAUGCCGCAGAGCGACUGGGCCCGUGAGCCACAACUACUGAGUCUGUGCGUCUGGAGCCUCUGCUCCGCAACGAGAGGCCACGAUAAUGAGAGGCCCGCACACCGCGAUGAAGAGUGGCCCCCGCUUGCCACAACUAGAGAAAGCCCUCGCACAGAAAUGAAGACCCAACACAACAAAAAUUAAUUAAUAAACUCCUACCCCCAACAUCUUCUUUAAAAAUCACAGUGCAAUGGUGUAUCAGAUUUGAGCCUGAAAUUUUCAGUCGGUUGCCUCAUCUGCAGGUUGUUUAAAGCUGGGACUCAAGAUUAGUCUUCCAGGCCAGACUCUGGCCUCAGAAGGAUGACUAGGGAGGGAAAAGGGAAAUAGCAAAGCUUAAGAAGCAGCAUAUCCCUAUUCCAAAUCUGACACCACUGGACUUAACUCAGGCCUGGAUUAGCCCUCUCUCUUGAGCCCUAUGUACCUGAAAUCCAAAUGGCUAGAUGCCAUCAUGGUGACCAGAGCAAGGAGCACCCGGCUUCAUCUGGAUCUGACACUUCCCUAAAACACUUGAUAGGGUCUCUGGAAAAGGUGAAAAGUCAUAUGACUUCUAUAACAUGAAAUUCUGGCUCUCGUUUCUUGAAGAAGCUGUUAUGUUAGGUCCCUUAGGAAACAGACUUGGAGAGAGUUUAGCGUGGAGCAUGUUUAUUAAGGAGUGCCCUUGGGAUCAACACCUGUGGAAGGAUGAGGGAAAGGUGAGGUGUGAUGCAGUCCCAAGGACAGUCUCAGUGACCUCACAGGGAGCUCUGGAGAUAGAAUGUCCCUUCAGAGUAGUCCCAAGAAGGGCUGAGUGGGCCAGGACUUUAUACUCCCACAUUUAUCAGUCAUUGGAGGUGGGUGGCCCAGGAAAGAGUGUGAACUUGGAUGAGGCAACUCUCUGCAGAUGAGGCAUACCAAAGGGCCUGAAAGUUGAAGUCGGUCUGCUGACAGCACUCCCAGAUGCUGCGGCAAUAAGUCCUUCAUUAAGCAGGGUGUGGGUGGGGUAUCACCAUGCCAACUGCAGGGGUCAUAUAAAGUACUGGUCCAAAAACAAACAAACAAACAAACACUCAGACUGGCCUAAGUUCAAGUCUCACCAUUUAUUAGUGGUAUUACCUUAAACUAGUUAUUUAAUAUUUUGAGGGUUACUGUCAAAAGAGUGACUGAAGGGAUGUCCCUUGCGUUCCAGGUUAAGAAAGGAGGAGAACAUGGACCAAGAAAAACGGGGAUGGGUGGUAGUAAGGGACUGGUGAUGAUGAGGUCAAGAGCAGCUGUAUUGGGAAUAGGUUAGGGUAGCAGAAAAUUGAAAGGAUGGGGGCUAUGGUCAAAUGCCAACAGAUUUUUGUAGUCCUCAGUGUCC
Molecule: messenger RNA, 6215 nt
Organism: Orcinus orca (killer whale)
Lineage: Eukaryota; Metazoa; Chordata; Mammalia; Artiodactyla; Delphinidae
Gene: SLC12A1
Product: solute carrier family 12 member 1
Exons: 26
Coding region: 249-3548 (1099 amino acids)
Biological process (GO): cell volume homeostasis; sodium ion homeostasis; potassium ion import across plasma membrane
Cellular component (GO): membrane
Molecular function (GO): sodium:potassium:chloride symporter activity
Source: RefSeq, a predicted model, not a curated record